Molecule: messenger RNA, 4912 nt
Organism: Amoebophrya sp. A25
Lineage: Eukaryota; Dinophyceae; Syndiniales; Amoebophryaceae
Source: the annotation of a GenBank genome assembly
AGGACAACGAAAAAAGAUUAUAGGAUUAUUAUAUACAGGGAAAUGAGUGAAGGAAUCCUCGAUUUGGUUACUCUUACAACGAUACUCGUAGCUAAGUACACAAGGGAAAAUCAAAUACAAAGCGAAAGUAAACAUAGCCUUGAGCUGUGGUAACUCCUUAUACAUAGACGUGUUUCAUAAAGAACAUUUUCUUCUUCGAAAUCAUUCAUACUCACAUACAUAGAUAGAGAAAUCGAAGACCACAACAUCAUACAUAUUACAACUAAGUAUCACACUUAAAAAAAAAUAUAAGAGUUCUUUCCUUAUAUAAAGUGAUUUGUUCGUUACGGAGCAGCAAGAUGGCGGCGUUAGGUUCGUUCAUCCUUCGUGGUAGCACUGCUGCCAGCUUGUUGGCGACAACCACGACCUUCUGGCUUAGUGCUUUCCCUCGCACAGUCGUCGCCGAGACCAACGUCGUUCAGAAGUGGGAACAGUGCAGCGAUCUCGGAUACCAAACACCUUCAGCCAAGACUGGUCCUGAUGACGUCAAUUCUCACGCUCGCACCAUCGCUGAUUUGACUUUGCGCAAGCUUCAGGAACCUCAGCGUUGGGAAGAUCGAGCUGUGUUGCACCCUGGCAUGUUUGAGGAGGUUUUCGUCAGAGCCUUCGGAGAAUCGUUGGUCUCAGUCGGCCAAGAAUGGGAUGAAGAACGACGUGCGAAAAAGUUUGGAGAGGGUGAUACUGAAGGAACUGCUAAGAUUCCUUCGUGGCACAACAUUGCCGAACGCGUCGCGCCGUACGACGAUACGUUGGGGCAGACGAUGCACUUUAUUGGCCAAUACGCGCUGGUGCGCAUGGCCAAGUCGUCGCUGAGCGACCUGAAAACCGUGUGGGACCAUCUCUUAAGGGUUACAACCACAUUGCAUGCUUCACUAGCAGCUGCCCCAGCUUGUUUUCCGUCAGUAGGACGGGGGUCAGAUAUGAUCUGAAGUAUGCAAUGUCGCAGCGGCCUCUAAUUCUUGCGAAGUCUGUGAUGAAGCAGCUGGUCGAGAAGUUUUCGGAAGUCUGGGAUGGCAUCGAGAAUUACUUGCAGACGCUCAAGAAGGCGUUUGAAGAGGAUACGUUGAAACCGUUGAUCGAUCACUACAGAAAUGGAGGACCGUUGAAACUGGUGUCUCUUCUUUCGUCUACUUCGUCGCAUUCUCAGGCUACUCAGUCUCAGCAUGCUCAGGAUAGUACCAUCACGACGAGCACGACAACAACUGCCGAACGCGGUGAAGAUGCUACAACGCAUUCAGGAUCUGGGAACAAGAGGAAGAUGAAGUUUUCUACGUUUACCAGUGUGUCUUCAGCACAAAGAACAAACUCGAUGGAAACCGCACCACAAGUAGUUCCUCUUCAGCUGAAGCAACAUGAGGCCGCUCCGAUUUCGAUCGGAAAUAUGAGUGGUACAUCAAUCAUGUUACCAGAAAAUCCUGCUGAGGCUUCCUUGCAGAAAUCGUUCCGCAAGCUCUUGUCUGGCGGAAAGAAUGGUUACGAGAUCAACGUCGAUGGGGAUGGAAAGCCUUUGUCGCAUCAUGUUAAGGCUGUACCUAAUACAUCUUUCGACGCAUCCUUGGAACGUAUGGAGGAGUAUCCCAAGGGAGUACUCCCCCAUACUUUUCAAGGAUGCACUUGAAAGAUGAAUUUCGGACAGCUCUAACCAUGGGAAGAAGAUGAUUACUGAACAGAAAGACGGCGCGUGGAUAACCAGAUUUGAGAAAGAUGGACCACAGCAUAUGGAAGAAGAAGGUUCCUUCGAUCCCGAUGAUGUGAAGAUGGAGAAAGAUCCUGCUAUAAAGUUUUGGCACAUCCCUGGAGCCGCCGGUAUCAUCGGCACGUGGCCGAUUGUUCGACCAGGUCAGGAUAACGCAGACCGAGAUAAGGUCUUCGGCGAGUUUGUGACGUUUUUCAGGCAAACGGUGAUCCCAGAGCAUAGUUGGUACACCUUGUCCCCGAAUGCUUGGUCGCAUCUGCGUUGCGGCGCUGGCAGUACCAUUCUCGGCUUUGAGGGUGAAAUCGUCGUCACCGCCUUGCGAAUGCUAGAGGCAAAACUUCCUCCUAUCGUCGAAAACGCGCUUGCACAAAGUGUCAGGCUGUAUUUCAUGCCGAAUCCCGUCGUUCGGGAAUUCUUUGGCGACCUACGUAGAACGCUGAUCACUUCGAAAGUCGUGGAGGUUAUCAAGGCUGCAUUAGAGGUGGAUGAAGAUACAGAAUUUUGGAAGUAUGUUCUCGGGUGGUCCACAGAGGAUUUGCAAUUGGCAAAACGUUUGUUGCUAUGGGCAAAAGAUUGUUGAUCAUAAGGUGUUCGGAUGAACAAGAAUUAGUAGUAGUAGGGGUAGUAGCGGAUACGUAUGUAGCUAUACCUAUAGGGUAUCCUAGUAGCCGUAGUCGUCCGAAAAGCUGCUCCCUUCAGUCACUUACCUACACCUGAGUACUUUUUUGUGGUUCUCUUGUCCCUCUAACACCAGACGCAGUUCUCCAAGACUCUGAGAAGCGUAGUGGUGUGAAACAGUGUGGUCCCCUUGCAGAGGCAGUUGCGCGCUUAGAGGACUUGGGUUUGACGCCAAAGGUCGAGAAAGACGACGAUGAAAGCGAAGUUGAUCGUUGGGCUGAGGAAGCUUUGGCCGGUCUAAAGUUCGCGGAGAACAAGUGCCGUAAGGUGUCUCUACAAGAGGCAUUGCAAGUGCUGGUUUUGGGAGUUUUCAACCUGUAUGGGUUUGGACCUCAACUCGUUGUCUCGAACAUGUCCGAUGUGGUGAACAAGGACGACAAUGAAAGUUUGGGUCAAGCUGAAGGCAGCAGUACUAGCACGAGUGUUGCUGCGAAAUUCCGCAUGUUGGUCGCAAGCGCGUGGAGGCCUCAACAUUCUGCAAAACAACACGUAGUUCCUCAGCAUUCUGCAAAACAACACGUAGUUGUUCACGAAACUACAGCGAAUCUUUCUCUUUCUUCUGCUUCCUCCAUUUCGAGUGGUGGAACAACCACGACGAAUCAAAAGUCUCCAUCUUCUAAGACUUCACCUGGAAGUAACGCUGAUGAAGAACCACAACGCGAUGCUUCAUCCGAUUCCAUUAAAGGUGGUGAGAAGAAGGAGGCUGGACGCGACGCGAAGGGAGCUGAUGAUGAAGAUGCUGAUAAGAUCGAUCAGGCCUCUACUGAGAACAAGGAUGACAAGUCAGGAGCUUCUGCGGACAAGCCCGCUGGCCCCGCGGCCGCACAAAAUGACGAUAAAUCUGAUGCGGACGAUGUGAAUAACGAUAAACCUGCGAAGGAUAAAGAUGAGGGGAAGCCCACAACCGAUGACACCAACAAAGCCGGAGCAGACGACAAGAAUGGUGAAGACAAGGAAACAGAGGAUGGCAAGAACGAAGACAAAAAAGCGGAUGAUAGAAAAGAUGACUCUAAAAGCGACCGUGAUGAUGACGCUGCGCCUGAAGUUGACGAUGGUACUUCGGAUAGUACUGACGAUGACGACAAAGUGUCUCCUUCGGAUGAAAAGCGUGGCGUCGUUCUCCGAACAGUGCUCCUCGUGAUCGUGGUGAUGCUAACGUGCAGUUUUCUUCUUGCUCUGGUUUUAUGGCAGCUUUUUUGCAUGGCCAUAGUCCAUAUUCUCUGUGAGAUUGACACCAGAAGAUCGAGUCUUCUAAGUGUUUAGUCCUUUUUGAUUUUCAAUACAAAAUCAUAAGUUUAUAAGUACAUAGAAUACGCGAACCUUCUUCUUAUCUACUAUCGAUAUCGUUAGAACAUGAUGAACAAGAGAAACAAAACGACCUCCCCCUCCUCUUCCUCUUCUAAUACUACUUGCCCUUUGCAAGAAACGUUCGAGUGGUGUGCGAGGGAUCCAUGCAGGCUUGUUUUUUGGUUCAAACGAGGAUGAAGUUCCGAGAACAAACGAUUGGUUCUUUCAGCGAUCCAACAAUGGUAAUGUUGGUGUACCCGCUCAAGGAGGCGUACUUGCGGCCUGAGGUGUAUGUCGAGAACACUAGAGAACUGAAGUUGGAUGCGUACUUGCGGCUUGAGGAUAGUGCGAGGAUGCUGGUAGCAGAUAGACCAAGGUGGAAGUGCUGACUUCAGGAUCUGAUGGGAUGAAGUAAUCAUGUGAUAGGUUUGUAUUAUAGUGCUUAAUACCUCCAGUGAUCAACCCAAAUAUAUCAUUAUCAAUGAUAUUAAAGUUUACGUGAUGCGGCUAGUUUACGUGCUGAUGAACCAGAACGAUUGAUGAAAUAUGGGAGCAAUACCAAGUACGUUCAUAGUAACUGGCAUAGAAACAUAAUUGUUCAGAAAUGACGACAAGAGAUCAGGGACUUCCAUACACAAAUAGAAGACUAAAUUCUGAGGUAGAAAUACUCACCAUGAUGAAGUUUUGAAGUCAACGCUAGUUAUUCUUUGUAUAGUUUUUUCGACCACCAGGAAGACCUUGUUUCGCUGAAACUUUCUUGUAAAAGGUGGCAGCUACACUGAGUCACAUUGAGAAAUAUCUGCAUGCUGAAUACUUCAUUCUCUUUUUCAUCUAGUUGUAACAAAUGAUGUCGGAGCGUGUUAUCUGCAGGGUGACGGGUGGCAAGGACAACGGAAUUCAAAUGUUGAAAGGAGCAGCUCAUGUAGUUUACUAGAGGGCUUCUACGCAAUGCCGAUGAUGCUUUCAUACCACAGUAGAAGAAUCCUCCACACAUCAAAGGAUCUGAAACAAGACACGUGUCGUGAGGAGUAUGAAGAACAUCUGAAGAUAGUGUCCAGCAUAGAAAUCUGCAACCCGUCUUUCUACGGAUAAGUCGUGUGGACCAUAACAGAUAACCAGUACGAUUGCAUGUUUAAGAACUCCAGUGUCGUGUGCUAGUUGCCGCUACAUCUCUGGGGCCUUCCUAUCUUAUCAUGCACACCUUAAACAGGG